This is a messenger RNA of Anolis carolinensis (green anole), 1674 nucleotides long. RefSeq names its product apelin receptor (gene aplnr). Gene Ontology annotation, molecular function: C-C chemokine binding; C-C chemokine receptor activity. The record is from RefSeq and is a predicted model, not a curated record. Lineage: Eukaryota; Metazoa; Chordata; Lepidosauria; Squamata; Anolidae. Gene Ontology annotation, biological process: G protein-coupled receptor signaling pathway; brain development; calcium-mediated signaling. Bases 427 to 1548 code for a protein of 373 amino acids. Gene Ontology annotation, cellular component: external side of plasma membrane; membrane. The transcript has a single exon.
UUGUAAGUGGGUGGAUACCAAUAACAGAUGGAGCUGCCCAGCACUACAGGGGACAAUUCAUCCAAUUCACAUAAGGGUGUUGAGUGAAAGCAAGGGGAGGGAUGGCAAAGGGGGCUGGGACAUACACAUUUGAAAGACAACUCAAAAGGAAGGAGCUGUUGCACCAGACUGUAUGUGGGGCGUUGUGAAUGAGAGACAGAGAGAGAUGCCAGAGAAGGAAGAAGGCACUUCCCAGAUCUGCCUAAAACUUUGAAGAAAGCACUAUCAAGAGAGAGAGACAAAUGAGCUAAGAGACUGGGAGAGUUUUCCUCCCUACAACAGGAAGGAACUUAAACAAGGUGGCUCCAGAUCACUGAAUGAUUAUACCAGAUUGGAAGAGAAUAUCUUCGUAUCCCAAAUACUUCCCUUCCUUCUCCUUGAGCAGGCAUGGAGUUCAGCAAUGAAACCGACAACCUCUCAGUCACUGAGGAAUGUGACUAUGCCGAAUGGAGUUCUUCAAAGAUCCUGAUUCCUUCCAUCUACUUGCUUGUUUUCUUCCUAGGUACCACUGGCAAUGGCCUGGUGCUAUGGACCAUUUUCUGGAGAAGCCAAGAGAAGCGGCGAUCUGCAGAUACAUUCAUUGCCAAUUUGGCUGUGGCUGACCUGACUUUCGUGGUUACCUUGCCACUCUGGGCUACCUAUGCCAUCCUGGAAUAUCACUGGUCCUUUGGCUCUUUUGCCUGCAAACUCAGCAGCUACCUGGUCUUUGUCAACAUGUAUGCCAGUGUCUUCUGCCUCACGGGGCUUAGCUUUGACCGCUACUUGGCUAUUGUUCGCCCCAUUGCAAAUGCCAAACUGAGGUCAAAGGUUAGUGGACUUUUAGUGACUAUGAUUCUCUGGGCCCUGGCAGCCCUUCUGGCUUUGCCAGCCAUGAUCUUCCGGAGUGUGGGAAUGCUCAGUGGGGACCAUGACAAAAUGACCUGCUUCAUGGAUUUCUCCAGUGUGGCAACCAGUGAGACAGAGGCAGCCUGGGAAGCAGGACUUGGACUGUCCUCCACCCUCAUGGGCUUUGUAGUUCCCUUUGCCAUCAUGCUAACCUGCUACUUCUUCAUCGCCCGGACCAUUGCCGGUCACUUCCGAAAGGAGCACAGCGAAGGGUUGAGGAAACGGAAGCGCUUGCUGACCAUUAUCAUUGUCCUGGUGGCCACUUUUGCUUUAUGUUGGCUGCCCUUCCAUUUGGUGAAAACGAUCUACAUGCUGAUGGACUGGGAGGUGAUGCCUUUGUCUUGCGAUGUCCAUGCCUUUCUUAGCAACCUUCACCCAUACUGCAGCUGUCUGGCUUAUGUCAACAGCUGCCUCAACCCUUUCCUCUAUGCCUUCUUUGAUCCUCGCUUCCGACAGGCCUGUGCUGCUGUCCUCCGUUGCACCUCAGGGCACUUGGCAGGAACUGCGGGGGACAAGUCAGCCAGUUAUUCCUCUGGGCAUAGCCAGAACCACCCGGGGAAAGGACUGGAACCACAGCGGGAGAAAUCGGGCCCCAAAACUCAGGAGACUUUGCUUCGUGGGUAAAAACCAAAUAACAUCAAGUACCAAUCAAGGACUUUGGACAUAAUGAGAAAUAUGCCUGUUGCUUUAGUCUACCUUCCAACUCUAUUAUAGCAUUUGUUUUCUAACACUAUUUACUCCAUUUUUUUU